GGGUGCAUCUCACUAUUAUGAAGGUGUUCCUAAUUUUUUGUACAUAUUUUUACUGUAUAAGCUAUGGUCAGUUUGUCUCUCUUUGUAUCUGCCUUUUGACUUCACCUUUAUCUUCUUCCUGUUUUUGUUCCGCUCAUCUCUCUCUACCCUUUCCAUCUCUUUUCCUAUGUCAGUCAGUUGUCCUCUCUCCAUAAAGCCCACUCUCUCAGGCGAAAGAAAAGACGCAAUAUGCUGGCCAUCUUUGUUUCCGUAGGAACCGCAACUCAACACUCUCCAAUCAGGGGCCAGAGUCUGGCGAGAUGGGGUGGGGAGGAGUGUCACACUGUUGCCACGGCACCCACAGGGACAGCCACUGAGAAUGUCUACACGCUGCUGCAGCCCCCUCGUUCUGCUGCCAGGGCCUGCUCUCCUGGUGAGGGGGCUGAUGGGAWGGUGGAGGACCAGAGGAGGGAGGAGCCAGUAGGUCUGAGCCUGCAGCCAGUGCAGAGCAUACCACCACAGCCUGGCAUGCCGGGCAGCAGACACCCCUUCUACUCACCCAGCCAGCCAUCAAAGCUAGAGACAGCGUACGAGCAACCUGCAGAUACUGACAGACAUUGGUCAGAGGACAGACAGGUGGACAGACAGUGGACAGAGGGGCUUCACACAGACAGAGAGAGGACAUUAAUAAGACCGGCUGACAGACACUCUGACCGGCACUGGACCGAGGACAAACUGUCAGACAAAACAUGGACAGAGGGAAGAACAGCAGAGAGACAGAUGGACAGAUAUUGGACAGAGAGCAGGCAUGCAGAUAGACACAUGGAAAGACAGUGGACAGUUGACAGACACACACAGAGACAGAUCGACAGACAGUUUGAUCGAGAUAGACAGUGGACGGUGAGCAGACAACAGACAGACAGAAAGUGGGCAGAGGGACGACCGACAGACAUACAGAUAGACAGACAAUGGAUAGAGAGCAGGCAGUCAGACAGACAGUCUGACAGACAAGCCCAGGGACAACAUCUGGCUCAGAGGCCUCUGCCGCCUUACCCAUCAGACAGGACUCCAUCACCUAAAAGUGAGACUGACUCCCAGAAAAACAUGGAGGCAACCGUGGACAGACAGAAGUACUCUGACACACAGACGGACAGACAUCUGCACUCAGACACUGCUGUAGGACAGGUGGAAGGGUGGAGGGGUGGAGUAGGGGUUCCCCCUGGACGGGUUUCUAUGAAUGCAUCUAAACCAGACCCUCCUCCCCAGAGCAGCAAACCCAUCCAGUCCAAACUGAGACAGAGACAUCUACAGGAGAGCUCUGGUGCAGAGGAGGAAGCAGACGGAGAUAGGGAUGGUGGAAGAAUGGAAAGGAAAGAGAGAGAUAGAGGCAGAGAUGCAGAGGGACAGCCACCUCCCAUUCCUGAAAAGCCAAAGACAUCCUAUGUGUCUUCUCCAAAUGAGUAUGCCAAUGAAAGGCCUAUCCCAUAUCUUGCACCAUCUGCAUUCAACAAGCCAGUGCUGGGAUUGGCUGACAGGGCUUUCAGUCAAGGUGAGGAAGCAGUGAGACCUCAGGCCCCAGUGAAACCCCAGAGGAACAGAAAGGCUAUGUCUUGUGACACAGACAGCGUCAACUCAGCGUCUGUUAAUAGCGAGCUGUUGUAAUGUCGAUGGAAUUAAGCUGCUUCAGACCAACCAGCCAGAGGGUUGUCAUGACAACUGGGCGGCAUUUUGUCCGAUGUGGAAGAAGAGAAAUAUGCGAGGGAGAAACAAGACUCUAGAGAGAGGGGACACACGAAUACAGAGAGAGAGGGGGAGGGGAAGAUACAUUUCUUAGAGUGAAAAAUGAUACGGACAUCGCUAAGCAUAACUUARCUACUGCUGUAUUAUUGGAACACACACAUGCUAUUCCUAGUCGGUCUCUGUCUGUCCCUUGCCCUCACUGUCUGCUUUCCUGUCAUCUCAAUGGAAACCUGCUCAACUGUUUUGCAGCUAUUCGAAUGGUGUUUGCUACUUUUGAAAAUCUACUGAAUUGUUGUCUGCACUUAAAAAAUGGCUAAACACUGUCAUGCUACAAUGCUAAGGGGCCAAACAUUGGAGCAUUUUUAUUAUCAUUAUUGAGAGUUACACUUUAUUUUGUAUUAUUAUUGUUUAUGUAAACUAAGCUAUGUGGCUAAGCUCGACUAAAGAAAGGAAUGUGUCUAUUAGAAUGUUAUUUCUAAACCUGCAAUGCAAUUUGACUGCUGUGAACGUUGAUUGCCAUGGUUGAAACUUGAAAAUGAGUUGUUGCUUAUUAUUAAAUGAAAUAUUUAUAUCUAGUUCUGCUUUCAUGGACUGAAAGGUAAUAUAUUUGAUAGAAAAAUGAAUAGUAUACCCUAUGAAUGAAUAAAAAUGCUGUACUGGAAUACACACUGAGAAUGUCAUCCUUUUUAUGGUUUGGUUCAUAAUAGGACAAUAAAUGGAGAUAAAUGA
This is a messenger RNA of Salvelinus sp. IW2-2015, 2448 nucleotides long. NCBI's taxonomy places the organism in Eukaryota, Metazoa, Chordata, Actinopteri, Salmoniformes, Salmonidae. The record is from RefSeq and is a predicted model, not a curated record.